Messenger RNA from Sarcophilus harrisii (Tasmanian devil), 4709 nucleotides. It is a transcript of the gene UBE2J1, whose product is annotated as ubiquitin conjugating enzyme E2 J1. The record is from RefSeq and is a predicted model, not a curated record. NCBI's taxonomy places the organism in Eukaryota, Metazoa, Chordata, Mammalia, Dasyuromorphia, Dasyuridae. The transcript has 8 exons. The coding region runs from base 221 to 1183 and encodes 320 amino acids.
GCGGAGCGCAGGAGAGGAGGCGGAGCCAUAGCCUUCGCCGCCGUCUCCGCCGCCGCCGCUGCGUAUCCCUGGCGCUCGCUCGGGCCGCCGGGGGCGGGGACUGGAGGACGCGGCUUCCUCGGCUCAGGAAGUCUCAGGGACCAGAGCCGAGCCAGCUGCUGGGUGCGGAGCCGAGGAGCAGGAAGCGGCGGCGGAGCCGGAGCGGGGCGGCAAGGCCACCAUGGAGACCCGCUACAACCUCAAGAGCCCAGCUGUCAAACGUUUAAUGAAAGAAGCAGCAGAAUUGAAAGAUCCUACAGAUCACUACCAUGCUCAGCCUUUAGAGGAUAACCUUUUUGAAUGGCACUUCACUGUUAGGGGCCCCCCAGAUUCUGAUUUUGAUGGAGGAGUUUAUCAUGGACGGAUAGUAUUGCCACCAGAAUAUCCCAUGAAACCACCAAGCAUUAUUCUAUUAACAGCUAAUGGAAGGUUUGAAGUAGGCAAGAAAAUUUGUUUGAGUAUCUCAGGACAUCACCCUGAAACUUGGCAACCUUCAUGGAGUAUCAGAACAGCAUUGUUAGCCAUCAUUGGAUUUAUGCCAACAAAAGGAGAAGGUGCCAUAGGGUCUCUAGAUUACUCACCUGAAGAAAGAAGAGCCCUUGCCAAAAAGUCACAAGAUUUCUGUUGUGAGGGAUGUGGCUCAGCAAUGAAGAUUGCCCUGUUACCUUUGUCAUCAGGAAGUAAUUCAAGUCAGGCUGAUCAAGAAGCCAAGGAACUUGCUAGACAAAUCAGUUUCAAGGCAGAAGUCAAUUCAUCUGGAAAGCCUAUCACUGUGCCAGAUUUAAAACACUCUUUCUCCAUAAGUGAUCCACAACAGGAAGGUAGAUCUUCAACAUUCCAGGAUACAACAGCCAGUACAUCGUAUGAUGCUCAGAACAUUGCUGCAACUUCCCUACAAGAGCCUCCCCAAACCAUUUCCAAGAAUACCUCCAUGAGCCCUCGACAGCGCCGGGCCCAGCAGCAAAGUCAAAGAAGAACAUCGUCGAGUUCAUCUGAUGUUCCGGUCCAGCAGCCAAGAGCCAACCCCAACACGGAUCAUAUUGGAUCAGCCGUACUUAUUGUCAUCCUGACUCUAGCAUUGGCAGCUCUCAUAUUCCGACGAAUCUAUCUGGCCAAUGAGUACAUAUUUGACUUUGAGUUAUAACAUUGCUUUUGUCUUAAGAGCUGUGACUCGAAUGCUUCAUUAAACAUUCUGCAGUGGGUAUGAUAUAAGAACUGUUUACAAAAAAAUUUUUUUUUGUAUUUGCCCCUCACCUCCCUUUUUGAUCCUUAUAAUUGUCAGUAUAUAUUUAGACAGAUUUUGAGGCUAAUUAUGUCGAUAGAGAGUAUAUAUUAGCAGUUAGCUUAAGGGACUGGAAGUCAUAAAUCCCACAUCCCACCACUGGCCUGCAUUAUGACUCUUGGAAAAUCAUUUGUAACUCUCUAUGCCUCAAUUUCUUUAUGUAUGAAUUUGUGAUAAUUUUUUGUAAAGUUCUUUGAAACUUUGGAUAAAAAGUGGUGUUUAAAUUCCAAGUGUUACUAGUAGCUCAAUGCCCAUUUGUAUUGAGUACUAGAUCUCUGCUUGAGUGGAAUAAUUGGGGAGCAGAGAAGAAUUGAAGAGACGGAAGCAAAGCCCUCUUGCUUCUGGGGUUCAGAUUCUAGUGUUUUGCUUAAAUGUCAUUCAUAGGAGGUGAAGUAAAAUUGGGCAUUUUAUGAAAUUUAUGUGCAUGUGAGAAACCAUGUUUUAGUAAAGGUGAAAAAUUGCUUCAGACAAAAGCACUUAAGGAGAAAACGUUACCAAAUUUGUGAAGAGAAUAUUGACUAAGAAAAGAGAAUGAUGCUUUGUGAACGUUUUCUUUUACUCACCAGAUAGUUUCAAAUCCCCACAAAUUUUUAGUUUUAGUGAAAGAAAGGGUCCAGGCAAGAAAAUAAUUUCUUUUUCCAUUGAAGUUACAUAAGUUGAUCUUAAGAUUUGAAUGUUGUCUCUGAUUAUUAUCAGUUGUAUAUCUUUUUAAAUUGAAGGUUAUAUAACAUGUUCUUAUAACACUUAUAAAUAAGGAAUCUAAUCAUUCACCCAGUGCUACUAUCUUUUAAUUAUUCCAAGAUAUGCAUAAUGUAUUGAAGAAAUGUUUUGCCCAUCUUUUAUGAAAAAGCAAGUAAUAGAAAAAAGUGAGAAAAAUGUGUAUUUAAGAUGAAAUCAAUGUGAUUUAAGCCCAAGACUUAACUUUAAUAUAAAAAACCAUUCAUUUACAGGAGUAUGUCAUGCCAGUUACCCAGGGUUAUUCCAAUGCCUUGUGGGAAAACAGAGCCAUGGAAAUAUUCUCUUUGUUCUUUAAUACAUGUAACUCAAUGGCAACAUUGCAGGCAAUCACUGGGGCAGUAUUAUUGAAAAGCUUUGAUUGUAUUUCUUUUCUUGUUGUUGUUGUUGUUGUUCUUUUUUUAAAAAUUUUUUGAGUCUGGGUCUCACUAUCUCACCCAGGCUAGAAGGGCAGUGGCUACUCAGGGCCCGAUUCCACUGCUGAUUGAUUAGUUUGGAGCUUUAACCUGCUUGUUUUUCCAUCUCCGCUCCCUGGGGGCUCACCAUAUUGGUGCCAGACUUAGUGCAAACACCUGGUAAGCUUUAGUCUUAAUUGUGGCUCAGAAUUCCCAGGUUCAAGCAAACCAACCAGCAGCCUCAGCUUCCCUAGCAGCAGAUACUACAGGUGUGCGCCAUGAUGCCUGGCUGAUUGUAUUUUUAAUACAGGCAGCUCCCAACUGAAGAAAGGGCUGUGUUCUUAAAAUUUAUUUGGAAAUUAUUUGUUUUAGAAUACAGAAUGCAUUUGCUCACCAGGAAAAAAUAUUAUGGUGUGUUUAGAUUCUGAGGCCAGCCCGAAAAAGACUUUAAAUCAGAAUGUAACUGAUACAAGGUCUUAAUCAAGUUUAUUAUGCAGUUUUAAACCUUUUAAACUUGUAACUUUUAAACUUUACUGACAUAGGUUGUAAUUAUGAAACAAUCUGUAAGUAGCAUUGAAAGGCAAGUUUAAUUUUGUUAUUAAAGUUGAUGCAUUUCUUCUUUUCAUCCACACAGUAGCUAGUUUUCAUUUGUCACAAGAUUUAAAAUGAGAACACAUUGUGUAAAUCUAUGUAAUGUAGUUUUCCUGAGCCUUAAUAAAUUUGCUUUGCAAUGAUAUUUACAGAUUGUGUCUAUCAUGUCUGCAGCCUAAAUUAUUAAGCUUCAGAGAGCACAAAGACUUUGUGAAGAAUCCUCCCCCAAUACUGUAUUGGUCUGAAAAUAGGCUGCAUCUUUCCUCUUAAAUCUGGUUUAAAUAUAACCCAACAUGGUUUGCAAUUAACAUUCGUUCUCCUAUUCAUUCUUUCUCUCUCUCUCUCUCUCUAUCUCCCUCCCCUCUUCUCUCUCUCUAUCUCCCUCCCCUCUUCUCUCUCUCUUCUCUCUUUCUUUCCUUCCUUCUUCCUCUUUCUGUAUUUUUCAUCUCCCCAUCUCAUUUUAAGAAUAUGGCCUAUAUUCAGAUCAAUAUUUCACCUAUGUUAAUGAUUGUGAAGGUGCCAUAACUUAUUGAAUUUUUGUAUCCCUAUUCCUUAGUCCAGUGCCUUCCACAUAGUAGGCACUUAAUAAAUUUUUGUUAAGUUGCAUUAAGAGUUUAGUAGGCCACCAAGCCUUUUUUUGUUACUGUUUCUUUGAGAAAAUGUGUUCUGAAUUUCAAUUCAUGAUGCUAAAACACUUCCCAUGUAGGGCCACUGUGGAGUGGCCUUUUUUAUCCAGUGAGAAGGGAAUUCACUUGUCUUCCCCUGCCUCAUUCACUCUCCUUUUCCCAACCACAAUACCCAGGAUGGUCACUGUUCACUUGAUGAAAAUAAAUACUUGCCCUUCUUUCCUCUGCCAGUUUCCUUAUCUUUGAUCCUUAAAUUCCUGGAGAGAGGGGUGCAUGAUAGCUUGGAGAAUUUGUCCUAUGAUCUAAAGAAAGUUUUUCUAACAAUCUAGCAUGAGACAGCCAGCCAUUUCCAUGUAUGAGAAUUUGUUGAAGUUGGUUGGAUGUUCUUGGCUGUCAAGCUGUGAUCAUUAUAGUAAAAGGUUUUUUGUUUUUGUUUUUUUCCAUUAUAGUUAUUAGUAAAAUGACCCAACUGUCCACUUUGUCACUCCUAUCUUUUCCCCUUUUCCAGCAGACACCUUUGAGCACAGCAAAAAUUACCCCACCCAACCCCAUGCUGCCUUUCUUCUCUCACAAGUUCUUAAGGACAGAUACUUGUCAUUCUGGCCUCUUUGGGGGAAAUUAGGGAACAAGUAAGACUGCAAGGAGUGGGAAAGGAUUCUCAUUUAAAUCUUUCCCCUAACAAUAUUCAAGAAAACAAACUUUUGCUUCCUUAUUGCAGAUUAGGGACUGCACAUGGAGAGUGACCUCGUAAAUCAACCUGUUAUGGUUCCUCCUUUUAGUUCCUUGUAUUUGUAGAUGUGUUAUUCACAGCUGCUUGUAGUCACAGAGCCUAAGUUUACAUCAAGCUGAUUAAAGUUAGCAACUUAAAAAAAAAAAAAAAAAAAAACUUAUUCAACGUCUGUUUCAUAUAGAAUUUUUGGGAAGAUGUAAUUAAUUAGCUUUUCUCAUUAUAUUGGGGGGGGGCUUUUAUUUAGCACUUUGUUUUCAAUGCUGCUUAUUUUUCUUUAUUAUACUAAAAAUAAAUACUCAGUGUUUCAUCAA